Racocetra persica is the source of this 124-nucleotide messenger RNA. NCBI's taxonomy places the organism in Eukaryota, Fungi, Glomeromycota, Glomeromycetes, Diversisporales, Gigasporaceae. The record is from the annotation of a GenBank genome assembly.
UCAAAAGAAAAAUAUAAAUCUGUUGUGAUUACUAACGGAAGAGCCAGUUCCUUGUAUCAGAUGAUAAAAAUUGCGCUAUUUCAUUAUCAUUAUGUACAGGGCAGGUCUCCUGACAAAGCUGCCU